CGGAAGUGUCGCUGUACGGGUGCCGGCUGUAUUCCCGGUAAUGUAAUGUUCUGCAUACUUGUUAAACGCACGUGAACUUGACUUGCUGAUCAGAGAUGGCGAAACCUAAGUUAAUAGUUUUUGACCUUGAUUACACCCUAUGGCCGUUUUGGGUGGACACUCAUGUUUGUCCUCCAUUCCACAUAGAUGACAGUGGCACUGUGAGAGACUCAAGAUUUGCUAAAGUUUCUCUUUACCGCGAUACUGAAAAGAUCCUGAGCUCACUCCAUAGCCAAGGAUUCAAGAUUGGCAUCGCAUCACGGACCAGCGAAACGGAGGGAGCCAAUCAGCUGCUGUCGCUUUAUAAGCUUAACCAAUACAUUUCCUUCAAGGAGAUUUACCCCGGGUCAAAGGUCACUCACUUUAAAAGACUUAAAUCUGACAGUGGGGUCCAGUUUUCUGACAUGAUGUUUUUUGAUGAUGAAGAAAGGAACAUUGUGGAGGUCGGACGUCUGGGUGUUCAUUGUGCGUUGGUUCGUAACGCCAUCACAUGUAAAUUAGUCAACGAUGAACUUGAAAAAUUCAAGAGAAAGCAGUGACGUCCAUCUGUGCUUCUGGAGAUACAGCUGCUGAAAAAGAUUAUAUAUUUAUUGUAGUAAACAUUAAAUCCUGCUCGUUUUUAUUCGGUUUUACAGUUGUGAGUGUUACAUAGUCAGUGUGUCGUAAUGUUAAUGUAUUUGAAUUUUAUAAAAUAUUAUGAUAUAAAGAAUUAAGGGCUGUUCACAUUGUAAAAUUAACUUUAAC
This is a messenger RNA of Paramisgurnus dabryanus, 783 nucleotides long. RefSeq names its product magnesium dependent phosphatase 1 (gene mdp1). Lineage: Eukaryota; Metazoa; Chordata; Actinopteri; Cypriniformes; Cobitidae. The record is from RefSeq and is a predicted model, not a curated record. Gene Ontology annotation, molecular function: acid phosphatase activity.